CGCGCGACUCCGCGGCCGGGGUCCCCCACGCUGCUGCCCGCCCCCCGCCGGCGCGCGCACGCCUAGCCCGCGGGCUGGCAGACACGCGCUCGCCACCUCCCCCGCCGGCCCCUACGCGCCACCCCCGAUCCCGAGGGCCCCGCGUCCAGAAGGCGAGGCCCUGCUCUCCCCCUGCGCAGCCUGGCGGCCCCGGCGACUCCCCACGCACGCCAUGCCGGCCCUGCUGCUGCUCGCGACGCUGGCGUUGCUGGCAUCGGCUGCGGGCCCUGCUGGGGCGCGUCCACCCAACGCCACGCACGCCACGCCCCCGGGCCCGCUGCCCGCGCUGCUCGCGCACCUGCGGCGCCUGACCGGGGCGCUGGCGGGGGGCGGGGGUGCGGCGGGCGCGGGCGCCAACGGCACCAAGACGGGGCCCGCUGGCAGCCCGGGCGCGGCGGCACGCGCCCCGCCACCGGCCGAGUUGUGCCACGGAUACUACGACGUCAUGGGCCAGUACGACGCCACCUUCAACUGCAGCACAGGCUCCUACCGCUUCUGCUGCGGCACGUGCCACUACCGCUUCUGCUGCGAGCACCGCCACAUGCGCCUGGCGCAGGCGUCCUGCUCCAACUACGACACGCCUCGCUGGGCCACCACACCGCCGCCACUGGCUGGGGGCGCGGGCGGCGCGGGCGGCGCGGGCGGGGGCCCCGGGCCCGGCCAGGCCGGGUGGCUGGAGGGCGGUCGUGCGGGGGGUGCCGGGGGGCGUGGGGGCGAGGGCCCAGGGGGCAGCACGGCCUAUGUCGUGUGCGGGGUCAUCAGCUUUGCCUUGGCCGUCGGGGUCGGCGCCAAGGUGGCCUUCAGCAAGGCGUCGCGCGCGCCCAGGGCGCACCGGGAGAUCAACGUGCCCAGGGCGCUGGUGGACAUUCUGCGACAUCAGGGGGGGCCCGGGACCCGCCCAGACCGAGCCCGAAGCAGCUCCCUGACGCCGGGGAUCGGGGGUCCGGACAGUAUGGGCCCCAGGACGCCCAAGAACCUCUACAACACCAUGAAGCCAUCCAACCUAGAUAACCUGCACCACAACUACCUGCACCUCAACGUCAGCAGCCCCACACACCACGCUGCCACGCUGGACUGGCGUGGGGUGCCCCCGCCCAGCCCCCCACUGCACUACUCCACGCUGUCCUGUUCCCGGUCCUUCCACAACCUCUCCCACCUACCCCCCUCAUACGAGGCGGCUGUGAAGUCGGAGCUGAACCGAUACUCCUCCCUGAAGAGGCUCGCUGGGCCCCACAGGUCGCGCCCCGGUCCCAGCCCUGGGGUGCAGCGCGGCUGGCUCAGGCUGUGGGACGCCCGCGACCCGCGCCCUGCCUCCGUCCCCAGCCGAGAGGGACUUGGACGACGCGUACCUGAAGCGGCGGCCACUGAACGAGGGACCCCGUGGGACGCUGCCGCUUCACGCGCUGCGGCGCCCGGGCACCGGGGGCGGCUACCGCACGGACGCCUGGGGCCCGGAGGCGCUGGGCCUGGCGCCCGCGCCGCACCCGCGCCGGGUGAUGUCCCAGGAGCACCUGCUGGGCGACGGCGGCCGCGCGCGCCCCGAGUUCACGCUGCCGCGCGCGCGCCUGGUGUCGCAGGAGCACUUGCUGCUGUCGUCGCCCGAGGCCCUGCGCCAGAGCCGCGAACACCUGCUGUCCCCGCCGCGCAGCCCCGCGCUGCCCCCCGAGUCCGCGGCGCGCGCCAGCCUGGCCGCCUCUCACUCCAACCUGCUGCUGGGGCCCGCAGGGCCGCCCACGCCGCUGCACGCGCUGCCCCCAGCUGGCCUGCACGCGCCGCUGCACCACCACGCGCUGCACGGCUCCCCGCAGCCCGCCUGGGCCGCCGAGGGCGGGGGGACGCUGGCGCGCCGCGCGCCCUUCCAGCGCCAGGGCACCCUGGAGCAGCUGCAGUUCAUCCCCGGCCACCACCUGCCGCAGCACCUGCGCACUGCCAGCAAGAACGAGGUGACCGUGUGACCCCGCCUUGCGGACCUCGCCGCCGCAGGGGAGGGGGCUGCGUGCGAGGUGGCGGAAGAAGGGUCAUGGCCUGCAGUGUCACUGCAGGGAGGACGCUGCCUUCCCAGCAGGCCAUCGCCGAGGGACAGGCGCCCGUGAGCACAUCACCCACGCUGUGUGUGCUACCUGCAGCACCACGACAAAGACCUCAUUCCGGUGGUGUCGCUGACAGUCUGUCCCCUAAGAUUGCGCCCUCUGACAUCGCCUCAGAGGCCAGUCCCUCGCUCCCAGGUCGGCUGACCCCCGCCUCUGAGCACCAUCCUCACGUGGAGUCGGUUUCUUCCUGUGUCUGCUGUGGAGAUGUCCGACGCUGUCACUGCUCCGGUCAAAGCCAUCUCCUCGGGACACGGUGUAGGGGAAACGCCCUGCAACUGUGUCAUCGCCCGCGCCUUGGCCUCCUUUCCACAGGGUCACAGGUCGCCACCUCCCUUACCCUUAUGACGCAAUUGCCAGAGAAGGUGCCUUUCCCCAUGAUGCGGUCAGAGGGAUGUGCCUCCUCCUGGGGUGUCUCCAGAGGUGACUGACUGCUUCUGGGACCCCCACAGGGGAGUCACCUUCCACAAGGUCGCUUCCAGAUGCUCCCCUUGGGGGUGACAGGAGCAGAUACUCCACUGCUGUGCUUUGUCCUGAGCAGCCACUCUCCCUGGUGCGUGGUGCCAGGCCCAUGCUGGGGAGGGCGGCAGUGAAUGUGCUGUUCUGAGAUGUUGCUGACUGGUGCCAGCACUCUGGAGACCACCCUGGCACCAGAGGCCACCCCUGAGGAGGUGAUGGCCAGUCUGUCAAUGGGCAGUGGCAAUGACCCUCUGCAGCCACAUCACUACUGAAGGUGUCCUCCUCAGGCAGAGCACCCGCCUCCUCCCAUCUGUACCCAGGGAUGGGACACAGCAACUGCCAAGCCCCCAUCAAGGGAGGACAAGCUCCAGGUCUGACCCGUGCGGGACUCCUCAAGGAUGGCUCCCCAGCCAAUUCCUUCUGCCAUAUCUGGAGAUGUCAUCAACUCUCCUGACAAAGCUCUGGCAAAGAGGGCUGGGAUGCCUGCUCUCGACCCUGCCGCAGAUGUCCCCUGUGCCACACCAAGCUCCCCAUUCGUGAUGGAACAGCACAUGGGGGCAUAUUAACCACCCCGUUUCCCAGGAUUUGGUGACCCCUCUCCACUAGCCUUCCAUCCUCCUCCAGGAUCUACUGUCACUCACAGUGUCACCACCAACCACGAUUCUUCACAUCCAUGGUGUCACCACUUCCCAGGAGCCAUACAGCCAAGAGUGUCUUCAGCCCCAGGACCCACUCCAGCCAGCGUCUUCACAUCCAAGAGGUGUGACAGCCAAGGUGUCGUCCCUUCCUUUGUGAUGCCGUCUUCUGGAGAUCCAUGAAGACCAUAGAGUCACGACCUCCCUAAAUGUGUGCUGGCUCUGCAAUGUCACAUCCCAGGGCUGUCACCUCCCUGACAGGUGGAUCUGCCUCCUAGGAUCAUCGCAGCCAUGACUUCAUUGCUUCCCAGAAUCCACCAACCCACAGUGUCAUCAACCCCAGGAGUCGUGAGAGUCAAAGGUGACUUUACCUCCCAGGAACACUCAACCAUAGUGUCUUUGUCCCCGGAUGCCUGUGGGCAGUGGUGUCGUCACUCAGAGUCCAUUUCAGCCUUGGUGUCGCUGCUUCCCUCACUCAGCACACCUGUGAUGUGUGUCAUCAGCACUGAGAUUCACCAUGACCCUGGUGUCCCCACAUCCAUGACAACAGUGAUAUCAUCAGCUCCAGAGACCCACCAUGCUCAAGUCACCACCAUGUCUCAUCCCUGAGGACCCAUCAUGGCACUGCCUUCCAAGACCUUGUAAUGGUCAUCUGCGUGGCUCCUGAGAUUCACAAUGAGGACUGCAUCACCACCUCCUGGGAUCUGUAACAGCCAGUGGUGUUAUUUCCCAGAGUCCUUUUCAACCAUGGCAUCAUCAGCUCCCAGGACCCAGGAAACACGUCUUGUGGUCAUGAACGAGGCAACGCCCUGAUUGUGUGCAGUCACCUCACAGGGCCCACCGUCUUAGGGCCAGGCACCUCGAUGAGCUGUGUGGUUGUGCCCCGAGUGGUGUGGCGUUCAUAGGUCCCUUCGGGAAACUAGCACAGCACGUGUGCCCCACACCUCUGUCGCCCUUGGGGAGAGCCAGCAUCCCCUCUGAAGCCAUCCCCCACUCUGACCCCUCACAUUGAGUGUCACUGCCUUGCUCUAGACUAAGGUGGAUGCCAGGACCUGCCCCCCAGACUUGGGCAUGGCCACCUCCCCCUGAGCACUGAUGAGGGCAUCCAGGCCCCCACCAGCCAUCAGAUCGGUGACAGGGUGACCUCAGCAUGCUAUUACUACCGAGGUGGAGUCUCCAGGCAGGCCCUCAGGAGGUGCUGCCGCCCCCUUCCCCUUCUGGUCCCCGGGCCACACCACAAUCAGUGGUUGCUGGGUGGUGCCACAUCUGCUGGAGGGCUCAGGGCCCAGGUGUCCCCUCAGUGCUGUUUUGAGGCCCAAUCUAGGCAGGCUCCACCCUGUCCCCGGCACUGUACAUAGCCAUGUUGAGGGGCAGUGUUCUCCACUCUUAAAAGGGCUACACCGUUCCCCAGCCCCAGGAGAAGUGGGGACCCCCCCUCCUUAAGACCUCUUUAGUUACUGGCCUCUGGGUCUGCCCAUGUGAGGUGCAUGGGGCAGGAACUGGCCUCAGCUGCCACAAGGAUGGUGGGGAGCGGGUCCCUGAAACCUGCCAGGCCCUGGCCAGCUUUGUAUCACCACUGCACCCCCAUCCCGCAGUGUGCUCAGGCAGACUGGGGUGCACCCGGAGAGAAGCCAGACAGUCCCUGCCCCACUUGCCACCCCACAAGACUCAGCUUUCUGCAGCUUUCCCAGAUGUGGGGUUCAGGUGCACACCCCCUCCACCUGCCCACUCCUGCCUGGACUCUGGGGGCCCAGCCCCCACCUUUUGCUCUUAUUUGGCACAGGUGGCCUGAUGGGGCCCCACACUCUCAUCUCAAAGAGGCCACAGAGGAGAAAGGCCUAAGAGUGCUGGCAGGCCUGAGCGGGAACUGGUCACCUUCAGCCUCCCUGUCCUUCCACACUCCCUUGCAAACUGUACACAGAGACCCAAGACUGUGCAGAGUGGUAUGUGCACCACCCUGCUGGGCACCUAGGGGGCCGUGGUAGAGAGAACAGGAGCAGCGCUGGGCCAGAAGACACCCACGCUGCCCUUCCUUUCCCCAGCAUCCAGCCACCCUCAGCACUGGCCCUGCUCAGGCCCCAGCGGAGCUGCAACAUGGUAUUUUUGGAAUAAACAGAUGUUUUCCUGA
This is a messenger RNA of Cavia porcellus (domestic guinea pig), 5348 nucleotides long. It is a transcript of the gene Shisa7, whose product is annotated as shisa family member 7. Lineage: Eukaryota; Metazoa; Chordata; Mammalia; Rodentia; Caviidae. Gene Ontology annotation, cellular component: postsynaptic density; AMPA glutamate receptor complex; dendritic spine membrane. The coding region runs from base 212 to 2557 and encodes 781 amino acids. Gene Ontology annotation, biological process: regulation of short-term neuronal synaptic plasticity; regulation of AMPA receptor activity. The record is from RefSeq and is a predicted model, not a curated record. The transcript has 6 exons.